GACGAUCUCACAUAAAGUCACUUGCUAAACAAAUACAGCUCCCUUACAGUUCGUUUUAAACCGAAUCCUCUCACUCAAUAUGUUGGCUUGUAUAACAGUAUAGCCACAGUUUAUGACCUCAUCAUAGUCCAUGGGACAAACUAAUUCCCCACCACCUUUUCCCAUAUGAUCAGCUGGUGUUUAUUGAGCACAUGUGCUUAUGACGUUAAAAGAGAGGGUGAAGAAAAACGUGAGUCAAAAACCUACGUAAUUUUCCGAAAAUUGACGGAAACAAGUAUUUUGGUUGUCGCUGAAAUUGCGCUGGAAUCCCCGGUUUAGUGAGGCGAUUCACAGAACUUAUGAAUUACAUUUCAUAAAACAAUCUACGAAUAUGGCUAGUGAAACGAUGAAUUUAUUAAUGAAUCCAAUUCUUAUUGGAACGAAAUUUAUUCAAGAGAAAAUAAACAAACUUUUUGAAGGAAAACCAGCCUGGCAAAUUGUCCUUUUAUCAUGUGGCACCACAAUAAUUCUUAUAAAGUUGCACGAUUUACUUGAAUCUGAAGAACAUUUAACCUUGAGGAUUAAGAGAACAUUAUUUAAAAUGUUGAGGAAAGUACCUGCUGUACAGAGGAAAGUAGACAAGUCACUGAAGGAAACUGCCCAACAAAUCAAUGAGAGUAUCAAACAUUCCAUUAAUUCAGAACCAUAUGUACAGGUUGUGCCAGAGAAAGGAUUUUCUUCAGAAGAGGUCAUGAAAGAAGUGCAAAGGUAUCGUGCCUAUGGUGUUGUUGACUGGAAAAAAGGCUGGUGUUCAGGAAUGAUUUAUGGAUCAAAUGAGGAGCUUACAAAACUGCUGGCUAAAGUUUAUGAAAUAUUUGCCUUCAGCAACCCUUUACAUCCAGAAGUAUUUCCCGAUAUUCGUAAGAUGGAAGCAGAAAUUGUACGCAUGACAUGUAAUUUAUUCAAUGGAAGCUCAGCAAGUUGUGGCAUUGUUACAACUGGUGGUACUGAAAGUAUAAUGUUAGCCUGCCUAGCUUACAGAAACAGAGCCUACAGCAAAGGCAUAAAGAUUCCUGAGAUAAUUGCUCCAAAGACUGCUCAUGCUGCUUUUGAUAAGGCUGCCAUGGUGUUACGAAUGAGGCUUACUCAUAUUCCAGUAGACCCUGUUACAAAGAAAGUUGAUGUUAAUGCUAUGAAACGAGCCAUCAAUAGAAACACAUGUCUUUUAGUUGGUUCGGCCCCACAGUUUCCACAUGGUAUUAUUGAUCCAAUAGGAGAAAUUUCUGAGCUUGGUUUAAAGUACAACAUUCCAGUUCACUGUGAUUGUUGUUUGGGUGGUUUCCUUGUUCCAUUUCUGGAGAGAGCUGGUUUCCAUAUGGACCCAGUUGAUUUCCGUCUCCCUGGUGUAACAAGUAUUUCAGCAGACACACACAAGUAUGGCCAAGCGCCUAAAGGCUCUGCUGUUUUGGUGUACAAAGACCCCAGCUAUCGUAAAUUCCAGUGGUUUAGCAUUACAAAUUGGCCCGGUGGAAUAUAUGCUACUCCCACAUUUGCAGGUAGCCGAGCAGGCUCAGAAAUUGCUUCUUGUUGGGCAACUAUGAUGUUUACUGGUAUGGAAGGUUACGUUGAUGCUGCCUGGAAAAUCAUCUCUACAGCACGAGCUAUGGCUAAAGUUAUGAAAAACAUCCAUGGUAUUGAGGUACUAGGUGAUCCUAAGAUGUCUGUUAUUGCUUUUACUUCAAAGGAGUUUGAUAUCUAUCGUUUGUCUGAUGCACUUACUGCAAAAGGCUGGACUCUGAAUCCACUGCAAUUUCCUCCUAGUAUUCACAUGUGUGUCACCUUGGCACACACUAAACCUGAGGUUGUAGAACGCUUUGAGAAAGAUGUAGCUGAGUCAGUUGAAGUCAUUCGACAAAAUCCCUCUGAAAAAUGUCAGGGCGCGGGUGCACUCUAUGGCAUGUCCCAGACUAUUCCAGACCGUUCUAUUGUUGAAGAUGUCACUGGUAUCUACUUAGAUGCUAGCUAUGAUACAACAAACCACUGAACUUCAUCUUUUUGUUUCAAAGCCAAUACAUUUUAGCCCAGCUCUA
Messenger RNA from Octopus bimaculoides (California two-spot octopus), 2069 nucleotides. Its product is annotated as sphingosine-1-phosphate lyase 1. Lineage: Eukaryota; Metazoa; Mollusca; Cephalopoda; Octopoda; Octopodidae. Gene Ontology annotation, biological process: sphingolipid catabolic process; carboxylic acid metabolic process. Gene Ontology annotation, molecular function: sphinganine-1-phosphate aldolase activity; pyridoxal phosphate binding. The record is from RefSeq and is a predicted model, not a curated record. Gene Ontology annotation, cellular component: endoplasmic reticulum.